AUGAUCGGCCGACCAGCCUCCCCCAUUGGAAGCCACACCUUACUAAAUGACGUGCCACUUCUACCUACAUGGUCAAAUGGAGAGAGCGCACAGCAGGUGAUAUUGGUGCAGGUUAAUCCUGGGGAAACCUUUACAAUUAGGACAGAAGAUGGGCAUAUUCAGUGUAUUCAGGGUCCUGCGCAUGUCCCUAUGGUCUCCCCAAAUGGGUCGAUGCCCCCAAUCUUUGUGCCUCCUGGUUAUGUAUCUCAGGUUGUUGAAGAAAAUGGGGUGCGAAAAGUAUUGGUAUUGCCACAUUCAACAGAAUUUCAUCCUUCCAUGCAUCCGCCUCCUCAUGUGACACACUAUAUGCACCACCACCACCACCACCACCCUGCCCUGCUGGCUCACCCUCCUCAUCCAGUUUAUUCCCCAGUACCCGGCACUGGAGAAAUGCCACCACAGUAUAUACACCAGCAUCCUCCUCCCCCACAACACAUCUUCCAAGACCAAGAAGCACGUCCACUCGCAAGGACAAAUUUUAUACGAGAUGAAAGAACUACAAAAAUGCAGGAGCAGCUUCGGAAAAGGUUAAAAGACAGACAGAUCAGCGGGCACAGUAAUAAAAUGAACAGCCCACCUCCCUCCCCUCAUAAAGCACACAUUUCUGCUAAUGCACACAUACAGAAUGGCUACUCCAAGGGGCAGCAUUUGACAGGAGCUCCCAUUAAACUCAAGCAAAAUGCAAAGACCAGAGGUAGCCCACCUGCUGACAGCAAGGCUGUAGAUGAGGAAACAGAGCCUAAAAAACUACAGGACCUAAGACCUAGUAUGAGCAGACCUGUUGUCUCUAGUUUAGAGGCCCGAUCAGCAGCUUUGUCUUGGGAUCUUGAGAUCAGCACACUUAACAGAGAGAGUCCCACAACCCUCUUAUUAGGUACCUUCAUCUAUGAGGUGACUCUGUCCAACAAUGGAAAGAAUGGGAAGUUCAAACAUGUCUAUUCGGGAGAAGCUACUACAUGCACUUUGACAGAUCUUCGACCAGCAACAGACUACCAUGUUAGAGUUGUAGCAACCUGUCCAUCAUUAGAGGGCUCCAUCUCUGAUAUAGUGAAUUUUACAACCGAAAGCUGUGAGCCAGAACCUCCAACUCCCCCCAAACUCAUAAGCCGAAGCAAAAAUUAUCUAAAUCUACAAUGGAAGGCUUCCAAUGACAACGGUUCCAAAAUUACUGGCUUUCUGUUGGAAUGGGAUGAGGGGAAGCAUGGGCCCUUUAAAGAGUGUUACUUUGGUCAUGUUAAGCAGUACAAGCUAACAAAGCUGUCUCCAUCCACAAAAUAUGCAUUUAGGAUAGCAGCCAAAAAUGACAUUGGAAUGAGUGGUUUUAGCGAAACUGCAGUCUUCUACACGGCAGGGAGUGUUCCACCUACACCCUUGCCGCCAAGACUCAUGCAUGCAGGAAUUACAUGGCUGUCUUUAGAGUGGAGCCCACCCAAUGAUAUAUCUUCAGAUGAAUCGCUAACAUACACAUUAGAAAUGGAAGACGAGAUUUCAGGUUAUGGAUUUAAACCAAAACACAAUGGUGAAGAACUCACAUGCACUUUAAGAAACCUUCGGAGGAGUACGACCUAUAAAUUUAGGGUCUUUGCUUCUAACAGUGAAGGCCGAAGUAAUCCCAGCGAUGUUGUAGAAUAUACAACGUCUCCAGACAAACCUGGUCCUCCAAGUAAACCAAGUUUAAAGGGAAAAAUACACGCACACAGUGUAAAAGUAACUUGGGAUGUGCCAAAAGACAAUGGAGGGUCUGAAGUUUCAAAAUAUUUCCUUGAAAUUUCAGAUACAUUAAAUGGAAAUAAAUGGGAUGUUCUAUAUAGUGGGUCUGCAAAGGAACACGUUUGUGAUCAUCUCAAACCUGGUACUUCAUAUAGACUUAGAGUGUUUUGCACCAAUGCGGUGGGCUCAAGUCCGGUUUCUGAUGCCAUGACCUUUCAUACAGCCAUUGUGCCACCGGGUCCCUGUCUCCCCCCACGUCUUGUUGGCAAAGCCAAACCCAAAGAGCUUAACUUACAGUGGGCUCCUCCGUUCUCUAAUGGUGGCUCUGAUGUCACCAGUUACACAGUAGAGAUGGCAAACGCUGAUCAGGAGGAUCGACUAGCAGUGUACCAAGGAUCAGAGGUAGAAUGUACUGUGAGCAGUCUACUGCCUGGGCAGCCCUACUUCUUCUGGAUAAAGGCUGCGAAUAAAGCUGGGUGUGGACCCUACUCAGAAAAGGCUGAGUUUUGCACAGCUCCUGGGCCCCCUGAGAAAUGCAAAAUGCCACUCGUGGUCUGUAAGACAGCGAACACAGUUCUUGCUAGCUGGGAGAGUCCUGCUUGUAACGGUACAGAAAUAACUGAAUAUAGGUUAGAAUGGGGACGAAUGGAAGGAUGUAUGCAGAUAAUCUACAGUGGUCCAUGCACAAGUUAUGAAAUCAAAGGACUCUCAGCGGCAACCACGUACUACUGCCGAGUUCAGGCUGUAAACAUGGCUGGAGCUGGAAUGUUUGGAGAGACUGCAUUUAUAACAACUCCAGCAUCUGUGCCAGCUGCAGUGACCUCCUUACAUGUAAUUGAUAAUGAGCUUCUGGAAAGUUCUACAUCUUCAACUUCUGAAUGCCUCGCUAUUCAGUGGAAGGAGCCCUGUUGUAAUGGGGCAGACAUUACUGGAUACAACAUCGAGUAUGGAGAAAAGCAGCAGCUAACUGUGGACAAUAUUACAAGUUGUUUUUUGCAAAAUCUGGUCCCUGAUCGCACUUACAGAAUAAGAAUUCAGGCCAUAAACAGCCUUGGCGCAGGUCCUUUCAGUCAGUCUAUUAAAGCCAAAACAAAACCUCCACCCCCUAAUCCUCCCCAUCUGGAAUGUGUGGUUUUCAGCCAUCAGAGCCUAAAGCUGAAAUGGGGUGAUGGGUCCAGCAAAGCUUUAGCAACAGAGACAUCGCAAUUUAAUUUAGAAAUGGAAGAUAAACUCAGUCGAUUUUACACCAUCUACAAUGGGCCCUGUCACACCUACAAACUUCAGAGACUAAAUGAAUCAACCACAUACAACUUCCGAAUCCAGGCAUACAAUGAUGCAGGAGAGGGACCGUUUUCAGACGUUUACAGCUUUACUACAACAAAAUCUCCCCCACCAGCAUUAAAAGCACCUAAAGUGCAACAGGUGGAAAGCAAUGUGUGUGAAGUGACUUGGGAGCCUUUGCAGCCAAUGAGGGGAGAUGCCAUUGUUUACAUUCUUCAGGUUACCUAUGGGAGAGAGGUUGAUCAGGUAUACAAGGGCACUGAAACAUCUUUCAGUUUCACAAACUUUCAAACUAACUGUGAAUAUCGUUUUCGAGUUUGCGCUGUACGGCAAUAUCAAGAUGCCACUGGAAUGCAGGAAUUGUAUGGUCCUUAUAGUCCAAGUUCUACAUUCUCAUCUCAAAGACCAGAGCUGGUUUUACAGUACGUUAAUCCAACAGAAAUCGCAAAAAGCAAGAAGAAGCCUCUAAGUGAUGAGCAAUUUGCGCUUUUUCUUCUCACAAUGUUUGCUUUUGUGGCAUUUCUGUUUGCUGUUGUAAUACAAUAUUUUGUAAUCAAGUAGAUUUUAGAUUCUUCUUCCUAUAUCUGAAUGACUUCUCCCCCAUCCCCAAUAUUUAUGUUUAAUUAUUCUAAUUAAAGAUAAUGGUUGAAAUGAUUGUAUUAUAUAAGUGCAUUUACAAUCUUGCUGCUCUCUGACUGAGAGGCUGGAAUAGCAGAACUCUUCCUGUAUAUGGAACAUAAAACAUCAUGUAUCUCUUAGAAAGGGAAUUGUUGUCCUGUGUUUGGGACCAUGGUGUAAAAUGCCUUAAAAGACUUUAAUGUCAAGACGGUGCUGUUCGUUUAUAUGGAACAUUGGCUUUUGAAGCAUGUCGUCCUUAAAUGUUCAGCUUUGCAAGUGGUAGGUAAUAAAAAAGCAAGAGUUUCGUAAAGCAAAAUAUUAGUGUUGGUUCUCAACCUUGGCCUUUAUGAUCGCUUGGCAGUAAAGGGGUAUUUUGAAAGGUUUAGGGCAUUAGGAAAUCUUUGAAGAAUAUUGUGAUUUGAUUAUGUAUUUGGAAAGUGAAGAGCAGAGGAAUCUGCCCCAAACACAUUUAUUGUUUAAAUCCUUAUUGCAUAACCCCUAAUCAGUUAAAUCUUGCUCUGUACAAUGUGGAUUCUCCCCCCUUUCUAGUAGGCGUGGUAUAUUCAGAUGAGAAGGGUUUUCUUGGGGAGCUUCAGAAUGUUACUCUACAAUUAGAUUAUAUUCGCUCAGGCAGCAUUCUGUACUAUGUGAAAGAGCUAUUAGUUAUGAAUGUACCCUGUGUAUACUAUAAAUAUGUUUUGGGGGAGAGCUAGCAUUUAACAACUUUCCUGUUGCAAGAAAAUUAGCAGUCUAAAUCGUAUGUUCUUUGGCGUUUCUACUUAAAACAUGACAUCAUUUAUUUGGCUGCAAACAAGAUAUAUUGCUUAUGGAUAAUGACUAUGUAGUGACAUUGGACCUAAUAAACAAAAAUAGCAGCAGUUUGUAUGUACAAUCAAGAUGGACCUGUACUGCAAAACCUUAAGCUGCUUUGGUUCAAGCAAAUAAUUUGCACAAAAAUUAUAAAAUAAACAAAGGGAAAAAUCAAAUAGAUUUAAGUAGGUAUUGCUUUUCUUUAGCCAGUCUGAAUAAAAUGGCCCCAGCAAGCAUUGCAACACACUGCUGUUUCUAGUCCCCUCCAGUUCUAAAGUAUAAAUUAUAUACUGUAUGUGUGCUUGCACAAGCGUGCCAGACUUUCUAUGUGUUGUGUUUAUAUAUAUAUAUAUAUAUAUAUAUAUAUAUAUAUAUGCACAUUUUUUUUCUCUCAAUUCUCAAGAUGCAGGGAUAUGUUUAAUCAAUACAAAACAUAUUUCUACCUUUGCAAGUUUAUAGGCCUUAUGACCCAUACUGUGUAUUUGUAUCUUGUAUUUGUAUUGCCGUUUCAAACUGCUUUGCAUUUCAUUUGUGUUAAAAUGUUUCUGUGCUUCUAAAGAAUAUAUUGCAGCACUUUCUGAACAAGCACAGAUUUGUCUUUAAGGAGGUAAAAGUGCAUUUAUUAUAAAUGUUAAACAAUUUGGCUCAAACUGAGCAAAUAAAUGUUUUUAUACUGUCUGUUGUCUAACAAAUAAGUCGCACGAUUUUUUAUUUUAUUUUAAAGAAAUGCUCAUAUAAUGUAUUGUCUACUAACCUAAAUAUUUUUACUUAUAAGAUUUGUUUUGUAAGAAGUUAUGCUGAUAUAUAUAAUUAUUUAUAUAUAUAUAUAUAUAUAUAUAUAUAUAUAUAUAUAUAUAUAUACAUUCCAUCACAUUAUAUUUUAAUUUUAUAUAUUUUCUUUUUAGUGAUCACAAUAUGCAAUGUCAUUGCUAUUUUGCUAUGAAUAAUAUCGUAUUCUAUGAAUUUAAAAUAUUUUAUAUCAAACAGGUUAAAAUGUGAUUAAUUCAGCAUAAUUUGCAUUGAUCUGGAAACAGGUUUCAGAUAGCUAGAAAUUAAUGUAUAUCCGUUGUAGGAGCAAAAGCUCCUAAAUGUCACUUUUAUAUGAGAUUUAAUUAAAAUAUAUAUAUAUAUAAAAUACAGCUAUUGUAGCACAAUGUUAUAGUUAAUCUAUUUUAUCAGAUGUAUUUGUCAAAUUCCCAAAUGUCUUACCAUAGUUUGUCAAACAAAAUACUUCAUUUAAAUAGUAGAUGGGUUGUUCUGUUUUUAUACAUAUUUGGAUGUCUAAUGUAUUGCUCUGUUAAAUCUCAGCCAUUUAUGAAUUCUUCUGCAAAACAUUUCAUUUAACUAUUUUAUAGUAUUGUGUAUUGUUGUGUAACUUCCUGUUUCCUUAGUUUUAUGGUGCAAUCUUAAAUUUUUAAACAUACUCUUUUUUUAUGUUUUUAUUUAUUUUGAUUAAGAAUUUAUGAAAAUCUGAGUUGGAAUGUAUUGUUGUUGUAGCUGGAAGUGUGUAAUUGUGAAAUAAUUCUCAGUGUACUUAAUCCUUUUUCUGUUAGAAGUCCCUCCAGCACAAUACAGAGAAAUGUCUUGAAGGGCCAUCUAGCAGCACUAAGUGUCUGUCAUUCUGUAGUUUAUAUAUAUAUAUAUAUAUAUAUAUAUAUAUAUAUAUAUAUAUAUAUACACACAUACAUACACACACACACACACACACACACACUAGUAUCCCUCAACUGCAGGCAUGUUUACAUAAUCUCUAUAUCUCAGACAUUACAUAUUUUUCAUAUCUAUUAAAAAUACUUAUGUCUAUCUCUAUUGCCAAAGCAAUUAAUUAUGUCCAGAAAAAUACAUUUUUUUUAAAAAAGUAAAGGGGCAUAAAUACCAAAAAAUAAAUUACUCUAUACUAAAAGAAAAAAAUCUGUAAAGAUUAAAGAAAAAACUAAAACUAUCAUGUGGUGUUCUUUUCUCGCUAGCCAAUAUGUAGUAAAAAUUGGAUAAUUAAGUGAUCCACCAUAUUGGCUAGAGGAAACGGGCAGAACCAUUUUUUUUAUUAAUAUAUAUUUAUGAUUGGCAUGGGGUAAACACAUUUAAUGAGGUUUUUUCUUUACUUUUUUUUGUCCCUUUUAUUUACUAUCGAGUAUUCGGAUUCAUUGUUCAGAAUAAAAACUGUCGUUGAAUUAUAGUUUACAUCUCAAUUACUGCAUAGCAUUUAUAUAGUCUAUUAUACAUUCCAAAACAAUGUACAUUAGGGAUCUGGAUUGAAUUAUCUUUGUAUAUUGUAAUUUGAGAUAUCUUUUACAAUAUAAGGUUACCCUGCAAAUGUAUUACUAAAUUGUAACUAUGAAAUAGAUAAUAUAUUUAAUAUAACAAAUAAAAAUUAUAAAAGUGCUUGUAGAUGAUUUGCUUAUUUCAUUGAAUUAGUUUUUGUUUGGGGGCAAAUGUAAUUGAUGAUUGUCACUUACUGUAAUUAUUCAUAAUCAUACAUAGAAGCUGGAUAUUUAAUACAGUCUAGAAUUAAUGUUUAUAAUUAACCAAAACUUAUGUGGAUCAUUUAGGUAGUUUAACAAAUAUAGGAUCGUUUUAACAAAUGCACAGCUUAAUUCUUAAAGUAUACCAGAAAUUUGUAAUGGGACUAAUUGAAUAAAUGUUAAAUUAUCUCUCUCCCUUACAUGAUCUAGCAAAAAUGUUAAUCUUUUCAGGGGAUACUAAUAAAAUUCAAGUUUUCAUGAUAA
Messenger RNA from Bombina bombina (fire-bellied toad), 7184 nucleotides. Its product is annotated as fibronectin type-III domain-containing protein 3A-like. Gene Ontology annotation, molecular function: protein binding. The record is from RefSeq and is a predicted model, not a curated record. Lineage: Eukaryota; Metazoa; Chordata; Amphibia; Anura; Bombinatoridae.